This is a messenger RNA of Ylistrum balloti, 1044 nucleotides long. RefSeq names its product coiled-coil domain-containing protein 1-like. NCBI's taxonomy places the organism in Eukaryota, Metazoa, Mollusca, Bivalvia, Pectinida, Pectinidae. The transcript has 2 exons. Bases 1 to 1044 code for a protein of 347 amino acids. The record is from RefSeq and is a predicted model, not a curated record.
AUGUCACACAAGGAAAGGGGUAAAGGGGAGGCCAGGUGGGAUCGAUUCAAUAAAAUUGAGCUGUCUAGUCCCUGGCCCAUCCCCUUAUCAGCUUACUAUAAUAAGGUGAUAGAUAAGACAGAUGAUGUGAUAGAUAAGACAGAUGAUGUGAUAGAUAAGACAGAUGAUGUGAUAGAUAAGACAGAUGAUGUGAUAGAUAAGACAGAUGAUGUGAUAGAUAAGACCGAUGAUGUGAUAGAUAAGAUAGAUGAUGUGAUAGAUAAGACAGAUGAUGUGAUAGAUAAGAUAGAUGAUGUGAUAGAUAAGAUAGAUGAUGUGAUAGAUAAAUCAGAUGAUGUGAUAGAUAAGACAGAUGAUGUGAUAGAUAAGACAGAUGAUGUGAUAGAUAAGACAGAUGAUGUGAUAGAUAAAUCAGAUGAUGUGAUAGAUAAGACAGAUGAUGUGAUAGAUAAGACAGAUGAUGUGAUAGAUAAGACAGAUGAUGUGAUAGAUAAAUCAGAUGAUGUGAUAGAUAAGACAGAUGAUGUGAUAGAUAUUGAUGUGAUAGAUAAGACAGAUGAUGUGAUAGAUAAGACAGAUGAUGUGAUAGAUAAGACAGAUGAUGUGAUAGAUAAAUCAGAUGAUGUGAUAGAUAAGACAGAUGAUGUGAUAGAUAAGACAGAUGAUGUGAUAGAUAAGACAGAUGAUGUGAUAGAUAAGACAGAUGAUGUGAUAGAUAAAUCAGAUGAUGUGAUAGAUAAGACAGAUGAUGUGAUAGAUAAAUCAGAUGAUGUGAUAGAUAAGACAGAUGAUGUGAUAGAUAAGACAGAUGAUGUGAUAUAUAUUGAUGUGAUAGAUAAGACAGAUGAUGUGAUAGAUAAGACAGAUGAUGUGAUAGGUAAGACCGAUGAUGCGAUAGAUAAGACAGAUGAUGUGAUAGAUAAAUCAGAUGAUGUGAUAGAUAAGACAGAUGAUGUGAUAGAUAAGACAGAUGAUGUGAUAGAUAAGACAGAUGAUGUGAUAGAUAAGACAGAUGAUGUGAUAGAUGAUGUGAUAGACCGAUGA